AUGCAUUUCUGUAGCUGUGCACUCAUUGCACUGUUGCUCGCUGUAGCCUCGGCAGACCACCAUCUCCACCACAACCGUGGUUCUGAAGACCAUAUGAGCUGCCACAAGCUCUCUGCUCCUAAUGCUGACUUUGCCUUUGCCCUGUACAAACGUCUGAAUGCGAGGACUGCUGCUGGAAACAACAUUUUCUUCUCACCACUGGGCAUCUCCACUGCCCUGUCCGUACUGUCUACUGGGGCCCAUAGUGAAACCCACAGCCAGCUGUUCUCCAGCCUGGGCUACAGCACCUUAAACCAGACUCAGGUCAAUGAAGCCUACCAACAUCUUUUCCACGUGCUUGGACAAAGCCAGGAGAACCAAAAGCUGGAUGUUGGCAAUACCAUUGCAGUGCACUCAGGUUUCAGUCCCCUGGAGAAGUUUCUGAAUGAUGUCAAGCAGCAUUACUCUGGUGAGGUCUUACAAAUCAACUUUACUAACCCUGCUGAGGCUGCAGAUAAAAUCAACAGACACAUUGCCAAUAAAACACAGGACAAGAUCAAAGAUAUGGUGAACGAUGUUGACCCUGAAACGAUGAUGAUGCUCAUUAACUAUGUCUAUUUUAAAGGUAAGCAGAAACCGUUUAUUAGAGAAUGGACACAUGAGGACGACUUCCACGUUGACGGCAGUACCAAAGCUCAGGUUGACAUGAUGAUGAGGAUGGAUUACUACCACUUCUAUGAGGAUGCAGUUAACCACGCUAGCAUCAUCGUGCUGCCAUACAACAGUAACUAUGAUGAUUGUCCUUCCUGA
This is a messenger RNA of Pundamilia nyererei, 789 nucleotides long. Its product is annotated as alpha-1-antitrypsin homolog. Gene Ontology annotation, molecular function: serine-type endopeptidase inhibitor activity. The record is from RefSeq and is a predicted model, not a curated record. The transcript is spliced from 2 exons. The coding region runs from base 1 to 789 and encodes 262 amino acids. Lineage: Eukaryota; Metazoa; Chordata; Actinopteri; Cichliformes; Cichlidae.